Pelobates fuscus (common spadefoot toad) is the source of this 987-nucleotide messenger RNA. RefSeq names its product trace amine-associated receptor 4-like. Gene Ontology annotation, biological process: G protein-coupled receptor signaling pathway. The record is from RefSeq and is a predicted model, not a curated record. Gene Ontology annotation, cellular component: membrane. The transcript has a single exon. Gene Ontology annotation, molecular function: trace-amine receptor activity. Lineage: Eukaryota; Metazoa; Chordata; Amphibia; Anura; Pelobatidae. Bases 58 to 987 code for a protein of 309 amino acids.
GACUUUGUAAACAAUUCCUGUCGUAAGACCAACGUUACCCUAUCAAGAUUUUCAACUAUGUGCAUGAUCAUGUCUGUGGUUACAACAAUCACCAUUGUGGGAAAUCUAAUGGUGAUCAUUUCAGUUGUUCAUUUUAAACAACUUCACAGUCCAACCAACUUCCUUAUUCUGUCCUUGGCAAUAACAGAUUUUCUCCUCGGAAUGGUAAUAAUGCCUUAUAGCAUGGUCCGAUCAGUGACAUCUUGCUGGUAUUUUGGUGAUUUAUUCUGCAAACUACACAGUUGUUUGGAUAUGAUGUUCUGCACAACUUCCAUAUUUCAUCUAUUUUUUAUUUCUGUAGAUCGCUAUUAUGCUGUGUGUCAACCGCUUCAUUAUUAUUCAAAAAUAACAACUCCUGUAAUAGAAGUGUAUUUAUUUUUUAGCUGGUCCAUUCCUUGCUUUUAUUCUUUCAGCCUUGUUUUAUCAAAUGUGAACACUGAAGGGAUAGAAGACCAACUGGACUCCCUUUCCUGUGCUGGGUCGUGUGUUCUUACAUUCAACAAAAUUUGGGCAGUCGUUUCUUCAUUAGUGCAUUUUUUUAUUCCUGGUACCUUAAUGAUAGGGAUAUAUAUUCAUAUAUUUUCUAUUGCAAGAAAACAGGCAAAGAUCAUACAUUGUCAUCCAAAUUAUAUAGGCUCAAACACCAACAGCAAGACAUCUCUUAAGGUAGAAAGUAAAGCCGCAAAAACAUUAAGUCUAGUUAUGGGAGCUUUUGUGGCGUGCUGGCUUCCAUUUUUUACUUUGACCAUUGUAGAUCCUUUUCUAAGUUUUACAGCAUCUAAUGAUUUGUAUAAUGCGGUUCUGUGGCUUGGUUAUUUUAAUUCUGCCCUUAACCCAAUUAUUUAUGCUUUGUUCUAUCCGUGGUUUCAAAACACUUUUAAAUGCAUCAUAUCAGGUACUAUAUUUCAUGUUAAUUCAUCUUCCAUAAAAAUACUAUUUAAUUUGUAA